UUUUGGCAUUUUUUGCGUGUUUGUAUCUUUCUGGGAUAUAAUAGACAGAGAAUGUGAUACUGAUGAUAUGAUAUUUGAAUCAUGAUAUAUUAUUUGAAUCAUUGAUCUUUGAGAUUGUGAGGAUAUGGUGGAAUCAUAGGGGUUGAGCAAGGGAGAGAGGGCUAAAAACCAACAACAUACCCACAUGGAAUUUGUGGGGAUCGGUUACAAAACAUAUAGAAAUCACACCCCAGCAUUCCCAGAUCUCUAGGUUCUCGGAAUUUCAGGCUUAGUGUUUGCUUGUUUCUCGAGAAAAUUCUCUCCUUGUUGUCUUUCCCACUCCAAACCCUGCCCAUUUGGCUCCAAGCUGUGUAUACUUGUGCAAAAACUAAUUUUUAGCGUAUGGGUCUUUGUUUUUGUGGAGUUUUAGCAUCUGGGUCUUGGAGUUUAUGAAGUUUUGUGGACUAUGUGAAGAGCAGUUUUGAGUCCCAAGACUGAAUCUGAAAGGGUUCUACUUCAUGUUAUAGUAAUGGUGGGCUUUGCUUGAUGGGUUUCUGAUGCUAAGCUAACUUUUUGUUAGAGAGUUGUUUGGAUGAUGCAAUAAUGUAGAGGUUGUCAGUUCAUGUUAAUGGUUUCUGGAAUGGUUGGUUUUGGUGGCUUUGAUAAGUGGGUACUGUUGUACUGAAGGUAGAAUAGAAAAUGGAAAGAAGUGGGUUUAUGUUGUGGAGAGUGGGAUUGCUGGUUUUGACAUUGUUGGAAGGUUCUUCUGCAACUCUUUCUCGUUCUGGUAUAAACUAUGAAGUGGUGGCUUUGAUGGCUAUAAAAAAUGCUCUCAAUGACCGAUACAAUGUUUUGGAGAGCUGGGAUAUUAAUUCAGUAGAUCCUUGUUAUUGGAGGAUGGUUACUUGCUCUGAUGGUUAUGUCUCUACUUUAGGAUUGCCUAGCCAAAGCUUGACUGGGACUCUAUCGCCUUCAAUUGCUAACCUCAGUAACUUGCAAUCUGUGUUGCUACAGAAUAAUGCUAUUUCUGGUCAUAUUCCUGUUGCAAUUGGGAAGUUGGAGAAGCUUCAGACACUUUAUCUCUCUAGCAAUAAGUUUAAUGGUGAAAUACCCAGUUCAUUGGGAGACCUCAAGAACCUGAAUUAUUUGAAACUAAACAACAAUAGCCUUACUGGAUCCAUUCCAGACACUUUGUCCAAAGUUGAAGGUCUCACACUUGUAGACCUUUCUUUCAACAACCUCAGCAGUUCCGUGCCAAAAAUUGCUGCACGAACUUUCAAGAUAAUUGGCAACCCAUUAAUUUGUGGGCCUAAUUCAGAUAACAACUGUUCUGUGGUCUAUCCCGAGCCUGUUUCCUUUCCGCCAGAUGGUGUCAAAGAUGGGUCAGAAUCAGGGACAGAGAGCCACCAUGUGGCUGUCACUUUUGGCGUGAGCUUUGGUGCUGCCUUUUUAAUUAUAGUAAUCAUUGGAUCAUUUGUUUGGUGGAGAUAUAGACACAACCGGCAAAUUUUCUUUGAUGUUAAUGAUCAAUACGAUCCAGAGGUAUGUUUGGGCCAUUUGAAAAGGUAUACCUUUAAGGAACUCCGGGCUGCAACUGAUCAUUUCAACUCAAAGAAUAUAUUAGGGAGAGGUGGAUUUGGAAUUGUGUACAAGGGUUGCUUAAAAAAUGGGAAUGUGGUAGCAGUCAAAAGGUUGAAGGACUAUAAUGCUAUUGGGGGUGAAAUCCAAUUUCAAACUGAAGUUGAGAUGAUAAGUUUGGCGGUCCACCGGAAUCUUUUGCGGCUUUGGGGGUUCUGUACGACUGAAAAUGAACGACUUCUUGUCUAUCCGUACAUGCCAAAUGGGAGUGUAGCUUCUAGAUUAAAAGAUCAUGUCCAUGGUAGACCCGUUUUAGACUGGUCAAGGCGAAAGAAUAUAGCUUUAGGCACAGCAAGGGGGCUACUAUAUUUGCAUGAGCAGUGUGACCCCAAAAUCAUUCACCGUGAUGUUAAAGCAGCCAACAUUUUGUUGGAUGAAGAUUUUGAGGCAGUUGUUGGAGAUUUUGGGUUAGCAAAACUCUUGGAUCACCACGAUUCUCAUGUGACCACAGCUGUGCGUGGCACUGUUGGCCACAUUGCUCCGGAGUAUUUGUCAACCGGUCAGUCGUCAGAAAAAACUGAUGUAUUUGGAUUUGGGAUCUUGCUCCUCGAGCUAAUCACAGGUCAGAAGGCUCUGGACUUUGGACGCGUGGCAAACCAGAAAGGAGUAAUGCUUGAUUGGGUAAGAAAGCUCCAUCAGGAGGGAAAACUGAACCUAUUGGUGGACAAAGAUUUAAAGGGCAAUUUUGACAGGGUGGAGUUAGAAGAAAUGGUUCAAGUUGCCCUUAUAUGCACUCAAUUCAAUCCUUCUCACCGUCCCAAAAUGUCCGAAGUACUAAGGAUGUUGGAAGGUGAUGGCUUGGCGGAGAAAUGGGAGGCCUCACAGAAUGUUGAGACACCAAGGUAUCUCCGGUCAUUUGAAAAUCCGCCUCAAAGAUAUUCGGAUUUCAUAGAAGAAUCUUCUCUUGUGGUUGAAGCAAUGGAACUUUCUGGCCCACGGUGACAAAAACCCAUUUCUCUCUCCUCUCUAUACAGUUCCUUUUUCAUGUCAUUUAGAGUUGCCAAGCUUUGAAGUGAAAAAUUAGUUGUUUGGUGUUUGAUAGUUGUUGAAUGAGCGUGUAUUCAAUCUGUUAAAAAGGAAAAGCAAAUGUAUAAGCAUUUGGUUGUUUGUUGGAAAUCUUGGUUGAGUGAUAGUGUCUUUUGUCAAAAAUUGUGGAAUCAAAAUGGGGAAUUUGUAUAUAAUUACGAUUGCAGUUGUC
Camellia sinensis is the source of this 2815-nucleotide messenger RNA. RefSeq names its product protein CLAVATA3 INSENSITIVE RECEPTOR KINASE 1. Gene Ontology annotation, biological process: protein phosphorylation. Gene Ontology annotation, molecular function: protein binding; ATP binding; protein kinase activity. NCBI's taxonomy places the organism in Eukaryota, Viridiplantae, Streptophyta, Magnoliopsida, Ericales, Theaceae. The record is from RefSeq and is a predicted model, not a curated record.